AUGCCCAAUCCAGACCGUCACCAUAUUCGCGCAUCGGUGACUUCCUCUCAGAAAGCCGCUCAAUAUGCGCUUAAGCACCGUGACUGGGAUGAAGACCUCCAUUCGUGUAUUCUGGAGCAGUUGGAGCGGAACAAUAUGAACAAUCGAGCAAACAUAAUGUCCUUUAUCGAACAAUUCUGCGACAUGGCCACGAAAGAAAACCAUCUACCUUAUGUCCGAAUGAUGCAACGUGAUAUCCUUCGAGUGGUAGAUGCGGUGGUACCGCCCGACGGGUCUGGGGCAGCCAAUGUCAAGCAUAGUGUGUCCGAGAUCGAGGCAGCGCUCAGAGAUCGCGAUGUCAACAGUGAGCAGUACGAUCUUGACAACAGUGAAUUAUCGCGCAGCGGAGAUGGUGCUCUGUCAGGUAGCAGGAGCCCCCGUCACGUCAAACCGUCUGACAUGCGUUUGGACAAGAGGCAAAUCGAGCAAAGAAUCGAAGAGGAUCGGGAACGAAACAAACGUCUUCGAGAGAGUAUGUGGGCCGUGGGCGGCGGGGACCAAGACGAGUGGCACAAGUUCAAUGACGACCUCAGCGACAUCGACGAUGACGACUUGGGCAACACCGAGGAGGAAAUGUCCGAGCGAGAUCAUGCAGCUGCUGCCAUGCGUGGGGAUCUCUGA
Molecule: messenger RNA, 660 nt
Organism: Penicillium oxalicum
Lineage: Eukaryota; Fungi; Ascomycota; Eurotiomycetes; Eurotiales; Aspergillaceae
Exons: 4
Coding region: 1-660 (219 amino acids)
Biological process (GO): positive regulation of transcription by RNA polymerase I; positive regulation of DNA-templated transcription, elongation
Cellular component (GO): CTDK-1 complex
Source: RefSeq, a predicted model, not a curated record